GAUAGUUACAGUAAUCUUGCUUCUUCAACAUUCAGUAGCUGGAAAGAGUGCUGCAUAGUUGCACGUAAAUUUUUUUUGCUGCUAAACAGAUCUGAAGCACCUGUGAAACCUUUCCUCACUGAAGGUGAUGUGAUCAUAAGCUGCAGUAAUCCUAACAUUUGCUCUGUUGAAGAUCUGAGGUUUUCCUUCUUCAAUGAGGGAACAGACAAUUUACGUCUGUGCAUGUUUGGUGAAGGUGAAGAGUGUACGGAUUGUUACACACUGAUGAAGGAAGCGUGUGAUUCAGGAUAUUGCUGGGAGAUCAUCUCCAACAAAGAUGCAAUGAAAAUCAACAGUGUUAUUGGAACCAUGGCAGCCAUGAUAGCGCUGAUGAUAUUGGUUAUGAUAACAACUUUAGUGGUGUACUUCCGUUUUCCUCCUAAGAACUCUAAAAGAAUUGUUGAGAAGAAUAAGGAUGAAACAAGAUAUGAGAAACCCACAGUACCAAAGCGCCCUCCACAGUGCUUGAAAGAGAAAGAACAAACAGUGGUUGAUCAUGACCCAGACUAUGGCUAUGUAGGGGGAAAUGUUGCAAAGGUUUGGCAACUUGUAGAUUGGGCAAAGAACAACAAUCAUCAUGGCACAGUGAAAGCAUGAAAAGAUAAGGAAAAGUUUUCAAUUGACAUCCUUUUAGAAUCUUCUUUUUUUGAAGGAGUAAUAAGAAAAAAUUUAUCAUAAAUUUGGUCUCCUUUAAAGGAAAUUUUUGUCUGUGUAACUGAAAAGAUCCAAUUUUGAAAUGGGUUACUAUGAUAAGUAAAUUUUCAUGUUAAAAUAGGAUAUUUUGAAUCAUAUAUAUAUAUAUAUAUAUAUAUAUAUAUAUAUAUAUAUAUAUAUAUAUAUAUAUAUAUAUAUAUAUAUAUAUAUAUGGGUUGGUGGAUGGUGGAAAGAAACUCAGGAGUAUUUUAUUUCUCCAUGGAGACGAUAUGAAAACCAAAUCAGGCAUAGUAAUAGGGUUCUUCUUACAUGCCUUCAGAGUGUGCAGUGAUGAAUUCUUACACGAUGAGUGCGCAUACAUCGUGGAAGCAUUCAAGAGGUUAAUGUAGCCACCAGGCAUGCUCCUAAAACUGAGGAGGAAAGCAGAAGAAAUUUUGAAAAGAAAAGAAAAUCCAGCAAGAAGGGAAGAGGAUUUCCUGGUCGUGCCGUACUCGAAGAGGAUGGCACCGGUAUCCCGUCUACUCGCGAGGACUGGCCUGAGGAUAAUCCACUGCGCGGGGAAGAAAACGAAGGAUAUCGUUACCAACAACCCUCCACGAGCAGAAAACGAGGACAGCGUUAUCUUCAAGAUACCGUGCAGUGGAUGUUCGUCGUCUUAUAUUGGCGAAACAGGGCGAGGACUAAAGAAGAGGAUAUAUGAACAUAAAAAUGACAUGCGCCACCACAGGACCUCUAACUCGCUAGUGGUGCACGCCCGGGACAAGGGCCACCUACCAAACUGGGUAGGAGCGACGACCCUACGCAAAGGAUUAAAGAAGAGGGAUAGGAAAACAGUCGAGGCAGCAUACAUCACCACAGAGGAGAAACCACGAACCACAGAGAGGAAUUUGUCUGCCUAUCCCGCGCAGCGGCGCAGCUCACCAUCUCAGCUACUGGGAGGCCACCUGGAAGAGACCAAUCAGCGCACUCCACUUUCCAGCGCACCGCGACGUGAUCCACCUGUAUUGUAUAUAUACUGCUUUGCCUACAGGCCUGUCAUUCUCUCUGAAGAAGCCCUAUGGGCGAAACGUUGGAGAAAUAAAAUACUCCUGCUA
Messenger RNA from Portunus trituberculatus (swimming crab), 1787 nucleotides. RefSeq lists its product as uncharacterized. Bases 223 to 636 code for a protein of 137 amino acids. The record is from RefSeq and is a predicted model, not a curated record. NCBI's taxonomy places the organism in Eukaryota, Metazoa, Arthropoda, Malacostraca, Decapoda, Portunidae. The transcript is spliced from 5 exons.